AUGAAAGCGCUUAGGCCUUUCCUCUCUACUGAAGAGUAUUUUACCACACAAAUCGAAUUGAUUUUGGAUUUAAUCGUCCGACAGGAGUCUUACAUUGACCGGCCAGUCGAUGCGUUUUUGAUUCAUCGUCCCGCAGGCUUACUCACACAGUUAUCUGACGAUGGCAAGUCCUACUUGAAGCAUGCGGACGAGAAGGGGGACCAAAUACUUGUCGACGAUGAAUUUAAUAUCACCGGAAUCAUCGACUGGGAGUGGUCGCAUACAGACUCCAAGUCAGGAGCGUUCAAUUCGCCGAUUGUCCUGCUCUCCGUUGCGGACUUUUACGAGGGUAAGAACUCCAUCAGUGAAGAUGAAAAUUUUUUUGCAAAGUGUUUUGAAGCAAAAAGGCAUCCGGAUCUCGGAACUAUUGUCAGAAAUGGGUGGCUCAUCCAUAGAUUUCGAUUUUGUUGCGGGUACGACCUUCAAGAUUGGGAAGGAUUUCUUGGGCUCUUCGCCGGGCUUCUAAGAGCUAUGGGCAUCACUAGUGACUUCCAUUUGGAGAUGUGGAAAGCAGAAGCAUUGGAACGCUUCAAAGAUGAUCAUCGACUCCAACAAUUGAUCGAACUAAAUAAUCGAAUGGAUCAUGCGAGUCUCGCCAAAAGCAUCCAAGUAUAA
This is a messenger RNA of Penicillium daleae, 654 nucleotides long. RefSeq lists its product as uncharacterized. The record is from RefSeq and is a predicted model, not a curated record. Lineage: Eukaryota; Fungi; Ascomycota; Eurotiomycetes; Eurotiales; Aspergillaceae. The transcript has 2 exons. The coding region runs from base 1 to 654 and encodes 217 amino acids.